GCUAUCUUAAAUUCCAAGAUCAGGGCGGUUCUAGUGCACUUGACUCUCCCUUUUUUACGUUCUCUUCUCCUCCAUUCGCGGCUCAAAGCUUUUAAAUCAGAGCUUCUAUUCCAGUUCGUUGUGUUCUACCGAGGUUUUUUAUUACGGGGUUAUCGGUCUGGGUUGUUUACAUUGGAACUGCAGCUGAUUAGAGGCAAUUCGAAAUAGGGGAUAAAGCUAUACUGUUCAGUCGAAAGUGAAAUCCAUUCAGAGAGGAUGCUGGACGUGGUGGCUCUACUUUUGGUCGCCCUGGCAGUGGGCUUUUGGUUUGUCCGCACGCGAUUCAGUUACUGGACCCGUCGGGGAAUUGGAAAUGUCCCGGGUCGAUUCCCCGUGGGCAAUAUGGAUGGUUUUAGGAAGACAAAGCACUUCAUCGAAAUCGUAACACCUAUAUACGAAAAGUUCAAGAACAAUGGAGCUCCCUUUGCUGGAUUUUUCAUGAUGCUACGACCUGUGGUGUUGGUCACGGACUUGGAACUGGCUAAGCAGAUUCUCAUCCGUGACUUUGCCAACUUCGAGGAUCGUGGCAUGUACCAUAACGAGCGUGAUGAUCCCUUAACCGGACACCUCUUCCGCAUCGAUGGACCCAAGUGGCGACCCUUGCGCCAGAAGAUGUCCCCCACUUUCAGUUCCGCCAAGAUGAAGUACAUGUUUCCCACGGUUUGCGAGGUGGGCAUGGAAUUGGCACAGGUGUGCGGAGAAUUGGCAGAUAAUGCCAUGUGCAACAUCCUGGAAAUUAGUGAUCUAAUGGCGCGAUAUACCUCCGAUGUGAUAGGACGAUGUGCCUUUGGUGUGCAGUGCAAUGGGUUGCGAAAUCCCGAGGCGGAGUUUGCUAAAAUGGGAAGGAGAGCUUUUUUAGAGCGACGUCAUUGCAAACUGAUCGAUGGAUUCAUUGAGAGCUUUCCUGACCUCGCUCGUCUGUUGCGCAUGCGCCAAAUCCACCAGGACAUCACCGAUUUCUAUGUGGGCAUUGUCCGGGAAACUGUGAGGCAACGGGAGGAGCAGGGCAUCGUAAGGAACGACUUUAUGAACCUGCUGAUCGAAAUGAAGCAGCGGGGUGAGCUCACCAUCGAGGAAAUGGCCGCCCAGGCUUUCAUAUUCUUUGUGGCGGGUUUCGAUACCUCCGCCUCGACUUUGGGAUUUGCCCUAUACGAGUUGGCGAAACAACCAGACAUUCAGGUGAAGUUACGCCAGGAAAUCGAAGAGGCCUUGCAAUUACAUCAGGGAGAAUUCACCUACGAUUCCAUGCAGGAGCUGCGCUACAUGGAACUGGUCAUUGCAGAAACCCUUCGGAAAUAUCCCAUACUACCACAGCUCACUCGGAUCUCCAGGCACUUAUAUGCCGCUAAGGGCGAUCGUCACUUUUAUAUCGAACCCGACCAGAUGGUACUGAUCCCGGUUUAUGGGAUCCAUCAUGAUCCUGCCAUUUAUCCAGAGCCCCACAAGUUUAUUCCCGAGCGGUUUUUGGCCGAUGAACUUGCCCAGCGACCCACCGCCGCGUGGUUGCCCUUUGGAGAUGGACCGCGGAAUUGCAUAGGAAUGAGAUUUGGCAAAAUGCAGACGACCAUCGGUCUGGUCAGCCUGCUCAGAAACUUUCACUUCAGCGUCUGUCCGAGAACUGACCCGAAAAUCGAGUUUGUGAAGUCGAAUAUUCUGCUGUGCUCCGCAAAUGGUAUCUACCUAAAAGUCCAAGAUGUAAGCCAAGACUGGCCAAAGAAGCAACACAUUGCCAAGAUAUUCCAGGACUACUACUUAAGAUACAAGGGUUCGGACUAUCCCUUCGCUGGAUUCUACUUUUUCUUCACCCGAACCGCUGUAAUCACCGACUUGGAGUUGGUCAAAAGAGUCAUGAUCAAGGACUUUAAUCACUUCGAGAACAGAGGUGUCUUUUACAACGAGAUCGAUGAUCCCCUUUCGGCUACUCUGUUCUCAAUUGAAGGUCAGAAGUGGCGACACUUGAGGCACAAACUUACGCCCACUUUUACAUCCGGAAAAAUGAAGCAUAUGUUCCCCAUAGUCGUUAAAGUUGGAGAGGAAAUGGAGAAGGUGUUCAGCGGUAAAAUAGCUUUGGGGGAAGGUAGUGUUUUGGAGGUUGUGGAUCUGGUGGCACGCUACACCGCUGAUGUAAUCGGAAAUUGCGCCUUUGGUCUUAAUUGCAAUAGUUUAUAUAAUCCGCAAGCUGAUUUUGUAACAAUGGGCAAACGGGCGAUCGUGGAGCAUCGCUAUGGCAAUAUGCUGGAUAUAUUUCUUUUCGGAUUCCCCAAAUUAUCACGUCGCCUGCGUUUAAAACUGAACAUCCAGGAAGCAGAGGACUUCUACACCAGAAUCGUUAGGGAAACCAUUGACUACCGACUGAAGUCCAAGGAGAAGCGAAAUGACUUUAUGGACAGUCUGAUAGAAAUGUAUAAGAAUGAGCAGGCUGGAAACUCGGAGGAUGAAACACUUCGCAAGUACCCCGUUUUGGCGCAUCUUACGAGAAUGACUGAGUCGGACUUUUCGCCGGAGGAUCCAAAGUACUUCAUUGCCAAGGGCACAAUUGUUGUGAUUCCAGCUCUGGGUAUUCACUACGAUCCGGAAAUCUAUCCCGAACCGGAGAAGUUCAAGCCGGAACGUUUUACUGAAGAGGAAAUCGCCGCCAGACCUUCUUGCACUUGGCUUCCAUUCGGAGAAGGUCCCCGAAAUUGCAUUGGACUUCGAUUUGGUCUAAUGCAAACCUGCGUGGGAUUGGCUUAUCUUAUCAAGGGAUAUAAGUUUAGUGUCGCCCCGGAGACACAAAUCCCCAUGAAGAUUGUCGUCGGCAACAUUCUAAUCUCCGCCGAGAAUGGAAUCCAUCUCAAAGUGGAGAAGUUUGGAGCGGAACUCGGUCGCAGAAUGUCGCUGCUUUUGUCGCUGAUCGCGCUUUUGGUGUCGCUGAUUUUAUUCGUGGCCCGACGACGUCAUGGAUAUUGGCAGAGGAGGGGGAUUCCCCACGAUGUGCCACACCCACUCUUCGGAAACAUGGGAGACUGGCCCAAGAAGCGGCACAUAGCGCAAAUAUUCAGGGACUAUUACAUGAAAUACAAGGGAUCGAACUUCCCAUUCGCCGGACUUUACUUCUUCUUCACCCGAAGCGCUGUGAUCACCGAUUUGGAGUUGGUCAAGAGGGUGCUGAUCAAGGACUUCAAUCACUUUGAGAACAGGGGUAUCUUCUGGAACGAGGUCGAUGACCCACUCUCCGCCACUUUGUUCUCCAUCGAAGGUCAGAAGUGGCGUCAUCUGAGGCACAAGUUGACACCCACUUUCACGUCCGGAAAAAUGAAGAACAUGUUUCCUCUUGUUGUGAAGGUCGGGAAGGAAUUGGAAGGUGUUUUCAGUGCUAAGACCACCGUGGGUCAGGGAAAGGUUCUUGAAGUCGUGGAUUUGGUGGCACGCUACACCGCUGAUGUAAUCGGAAACUGUGCCUUUGGCCUCAAUUGCAACAGCUUGCACAAUCCUCAAGCCGAUUUCGUGACCAUUGGCAGACGGGCGAUCAUCGAACGUCGCUAUGGAGGAUGGCUGGAUUUCCUCAUUUUCGGUUUCCCCAAACUAUCCCGCCGUUUGCACCUUAAGUUGAACGUCCAAGAUGUGGAGGACUUUUAUACUCGGAUUGUAAGAGAAACCAUUGACUACCGAUUGAGGACCAAGGAGAAGCGAAACGAUUUUAUGGACAGUCUGAUUGAUAUGUACCAAAAGGAACAAUCCGGAAACACUGAGGACGGCAUGUCCUUCAACGAGAUUUUGGCCCAGGCAUUUAUUUUCUUUGUGGCUGGAUUUGAAACGAGUUCUACGACCAUGGGAUUCGCACUUUAUGAACUGGCCCAGAACCAGGAGGUCCAGGAUAAAGUCCGCGAAGAGAUAGCCAGUGUUUUGGCCAAGCACAAUAAUGAAUUCACCUACGAAGGUAUCAAGGAGAUGAAAUAUCUGGAGCAGGUCGUCAUGGAAACCCUUCGCAAAUAUCCAGUUCUUGCGCAUCUAACGAGAAUAACUGACUCGGACUUUUCACCCGAAGAUCCAAAGUACUUCAUUGCCAAGGGCACUGUAGUUGUGAUUCCCGCUCUGGGUAUUCACUACGACCCAGAUAUCUAUCCAGAUCCGGAGCAGUUCAAUCCGGAGCGAUUCACAGAGGAAGCAAUCGCAGCUAGACCUUCUUGCACCUGGCUUCCAUUCGGAGAAGGUCCCCGAAAUUGCAUUGGUCUUCGAUUCGGACUCAUGCAAACCUGCAUAGGAUUGGCUUAUCUCAUCAAGGGAUAUAAGUUUAGUGUCGCCCCGGAGACACAAAUUCCCAUGAAGAUUGUCGUUAAAAGCAUACUUCUUUCUGCAGAGAAUGGAAUACAUCUUAAAGUCGAGAAGCUUGCCAAGUGAUUCUGUUGAGUCGCUGUUUACAAUUAUGUUAAAGUAGUAUGUAAUAUGUAAUGAUAUAAAAUUUUGGUGUCAGUGUAGAAAUAUAUCACCCGAAAUUAGCAGUGAAAA
This is a messenger RNA of Drosophila ficusphila, 4527 nucleotides long. RefSeq lists its product as uncharacterized. The transcript has 6 exons. The record is from RefSeq and is a predicted model, not a curated record. Bases 256 to 4419 code for a protein of 1387 amino acids. Gene Ontology annotation, molecular function: iron ion binding; oxidoreductase activity, acting on paired donors, with incorporation or reduction of molecular oxygen; heme binding. NCBI's taxonomy places the organism in Eukaryota, Metazoa, Arthropoda, Insecta, Diptera, Drosophilidae.